Messenger RNA from Colletotrichum navitas, 387 nucleotides. RefSeq lists its product as uncharacterized. The transcript has 2 exons. The annotation marks the transcript as partial. NCBI's taxonomy places the organism in Eukaryota, Fungi, Ascomycota, Sordariomycetes, Glomerellales, Glomerellaceae. The record is from RefSeq and is a predicted model, not a curated record.
UACAUCUGCGCUCUCCACCACCAAAUACAGGCAAGCAUCGUGUCCUUUGACGUCCGCACUUCCUACGAGUUUGUCGGCGCCGAAAAUCCUUGUUCAUCUUUGCCUGAUGGAACCGCCGAGGGAAGCUUGCUGCUUGCCUGGACCAAAUAUACGAGAAAAUGGAUGCAGAGUUUCAGAGAUAUCAGUGCCAGCGGUCUCGGUUCGUUUCUGACGGUAUUGGAUUUUCUGACGGCCAGACCGGAUGUGCGGGCGCACCGCAACUACAUGUUUCUGCGACCGCUAAUGCAGCCGUCUGACCGCGUGGCUACACUGAAGACCCUUUGUGGUCGCGACUGGGAGCUGGCGAGCCAAGAGGCAGAGACCGUUGGCCGCAAAGGGGGCAUAUGA